Penicillium pulvis is the source of this 546-nucleotide messenger RNA. RefSeq lists its product as uncharacterized. Lineage: Eukaryota; Fungi; Ascomycota; Eurotiomycetes; Eurotiales; Aspergillaceae. The record is from RefSeq and is a predicted model, not a curated record. The transcript has a single exon. The coding region runs from base 1 to 546 and encodes 181 amino acids.
AUGACACCCCAGCCCAGUGUUUUUCUCGUUGGAGCGGGAUAUAUCGGCCUGAACGUCCUCGAUCAGCUUCUCGCCGCGGCUUAUCCAGUAACGGUCUUGACCCGACAUCCCGAGCAGGCCUCAGCCCUCGAGAGCCGUGGUGUCAGAACUGUUCUAGGCUCUCUGAGUGAUGUGGAAUUACUUACAACUCAAGUGUCAAAACACACGAUCACCAUCAACACGGCAUCCUGCGAUGACCUGCCCAGUGUGCAAGCAAUAUUAAAAGGCAUACGGCAACGAGUCGCUGCAGAUACCCCGGCUAUCUACAUACACACCAGCGGUACAGGAGCACUCGAGGACGGCGCAUCGGGCAUGUAUAAGAGUGAGAAGAUAUACCACGACAACGUACCAGAGGAUAUCGAAGCCCUUCCAUCUACAUCUUUGCACCGUCAUGUUGAUAUACCCAUCGCGCAAGCAGCGCGCGAGUUCGGAGAUCGAGCAAAAAUCGCGGUGAUUCUCCCCCAUUUGUGUAUGGUUUCAAUUCCAUCCACAAACGUCAUUCGAUAG